Meleagris gallopavo (turkey) is the source of this 926-nucleotide messenger RNA. The record is from RefSeq and is a predicted model, not a curated record. Lineage: Eukaryota; Metazoa; Chordata; Aves; Galliformes; Phasianidae.
AUAAAAGACUCCAUAACUCAGAAGACUACAGGUUUGAUGCGAAUGCAGUUCUGGAGGAAAGCUGUGGAAGAUAUAUACUGCAAUAACCCACCACAUCAGCCAGUUGCUGUAGCACUGUGGAGGACCUCCUCUAGGUACUGCAAGGCCACUGUAAUGUGUCUCUGGAGCCUUCGCUUCUGAAGGAGUGAAGAAGCCCAGCUCACUCAGCUUUCUGGUAGGAGAGGUGCUCCAGCCCUUUGAGAGUCCUCAUAGGCUCCCCUGAGCUCCCUCCAAUGGCUCCACGUCUUUCUUAUGCUGGGGGUCCCAGGCCUGGAUGCAGUACUGCAGGCAGUUAAGAGGCAUAACUUGUCUAAAAUGUGGUUCACGAAGAUCAUUGAUGAAAGAGAGAAGAAUUUGGACGAUAGAGCAUACCGUAACAUCCAGGAGCUUGAAGCAUAUGCUGAGAACACUCAGAGUGCUCUCUUAUACCUCACGUUGGAAAUGCUGGGUGUGAAGGACAUCCAUGCUGACCAUGCAGCCAGUCACAUUGGGAAAGCACAAGGCAUCGUUACCUGUUUGAGAGCUACUCCAUAUCAUUGUACAAGACGAAAGGUCUUUCUGCCCAUGGACAUUUGUAUGUUGCAUGGAGUUUCACAAGAGGAUUUCAUAAGAUGCAAGCAAGAGAAAAACGUGAGAGAUGUAAUUUAUGACAUUGCCAGCCAGGCCCAUAUUCACCUAGAACAUGCUAGAUCUUUCAGUAAGAAAGUUCCUGUGAAGGCAUAUCCUGCUUUUUACCAUACGGUUGCUUUAGAUGAUUAUUUAUAUAACAUACGGAAAGUGGACUUCAAUAUAUUUCAUCCAAGCUUACAAAAGAGGAAUACAUUAUUACCAUUGUAUUUAUAUAUUAGAACUUGGAAAAAAACAUAUUAAAAUUUUCUUAGUAUGAA